AUGGCUAUUAAGAUUAUUCAUGUUUUCAAACAAAAGACAAGGGGGAAUAAAGCUCAUAUGGCGUUGAAGAUUGAUAUUAGUAAGCUCGCUUGCAAGCCUAUUUUUAUUGGCAAGAUUGCCCAUGAUACUCAUGAAAGGAAUACUAAUAAUCAAAUCUCUUUAGUGUGGUCUCCUCCAGUUGAAGGUUGGGUGAAGUGUAAUGCUGAUGCCGACUUCAACAGGACUCAUCGUUCUACUAACAGAGGAAUUGCUUGGGAUAUAGGUAGUAUGCCAUCUUUAGAAGUUGAGGCUUUAGCUUUGAAAGAAGCUGUUCAACAUGUUGUUACCAUGAAUUUGGAUUAUGUGAUAUUCGAAAGCGACUUUCAAGUGGUAAUUCAAGGCAUUCAUUCUACAGCUACUGGUUCGUCUGAGUUUAAUUUUACUUCUUUCUAUAAAGCAUUUGUUAGCUUUUAUUUCAAACUUUGA
This is a messenger RNA of Vicia villosa (hairy vetch), 465 nucleotides long. RefSeq lists its product as uncharacterized. Bases 1 to 465 code for a protein of 154 amino acids. NCBI's taxonomy places the organism in Eukaryota, Viridiplantae, Streptophyta, Magnoliopsida, Fabales, Fabaceae. The record is from RefSeq and is a predicted model, not a curated record. The transcript has 3 exons.